CCCAAAUACCGCAACCUUUCGGGCAAGCUAUUGGCGCUGUUGGAAGGUUCGCUAACGGGUACUCUGUAUGUCUACCAAGGCCAGGAACUGGGCCAAAUCAACUUGAAAGAUUGGCCGAUUGAAAAGUACGAGGAUGUUGACGUCAGGACCAACUACGAGAUCAUUGCCAAGAAGUAUGGGAAGAAAUCGCUACAGAUGGAGUCCUUUUUGCGCGGUAUUGAUUUGCUAUCGAGGGACCACGCUAGAUCCCCCAUGCCAUGGUCUUCGGAGAGCCCCAACGCGGGCUUUUGCGGACCCAACGCCCAACCCUGGUUUUUUUUGAAUGAAACUUACAAUCAAGGAAUUAAUGCAGCCGACGAAGAGUCGAACCCCGAUUCCGUUCUGCACUUUUGGAGAAAGGUCUUGGAAACGAGAAAGAAGAAUAAGAAAGUUAUGGUAUAUGGGUAUGAUUUCGAGUUCAUCGACUUGAAUAACGACAAGCUUUUCAGCUUCACCAAGAGGUCCGAGGAUAAAAAGCUGUUUGUCGCUUUGAACUUUAGUGAUGAAGAGAUAGAGUACAAAUUUCCACAGGGGACUACCUCAUCCAGCCUCAUUCUGGGAAAUUACGACAACAUAGACCAGUCGUCGCGUGUCUUGCAACCUUGGGAAGGAAGACUUUACUAUGUCGAUUGA
This is a messenger RNA of Lachancea sp. 'fantastica', 672 nucleotides long. Lineage: Eukaryota; Fungi; Ascomycota; Saccharomycetes; Saccharomycetales; Saccharomycetaceae. The record is from the annotation of a GenBank genome assembly.